Oikopleura dioica is the source of this 219-nucleotide messenger RNA. The record is from the annotation of a GenBank genome assembly. Lineage: Eukaryota; Metazoa; Chordata; Appendicularia; Copelata; Oikopleuridae.
AUGUAUCGUGUCAUGGUCUUCUUUUGGAUCCUCUGCGGAUUAGUCUGGCUUGGUGGUGUGAUUUCCAUCAUGACAGAAAUGAUUCGACACCGAGGAAAAUCGCUCGACGACGAAAAACAGAAAAAUGAAGAAAACGAGGAGAAGAAAGACAAGAAUUUGAGACAACAGUCGACCAAGAGAUUGAACAACGGAUCGUUGCAAAAGGUGGUGAAAGUCUAA